Messenger RNA from Pistacia vera, 448 nucleotides. Its product is annotated as nuclear pore complex protein NUP107-like. Gene Ontology annotation, cellular component: nuclear pore; nuclear pore outer ring. The transcript is spliced from 4 exons. NCBI's taxonomy places the organism in Eukaryota, Viridiplantae, Streptophyta, Magnoliopsida, Sapindales, Anacardiaceae. The record is from RefSeq and is a predicted model, not a curated record. Gene Ontology annotation, biological process: post-transcriptional tethering of RNA polymerase II gene DNA at nuclear periphery; regulation of DNA-templated transcription; protein import into nucleus. Gene Ontology annotation, molecular function: structural constituent of nuclear pore. The annotation marks the transcript as partial.
UUUAAGCUUUCCCAUAGGGUUUAGGUUGAAGUUACAGUCGGGGUUUUUUCGAAACUCUGAGACGCUGUCUUUUCGUCACGGCGUAAUGGAGGUUGAUAUGGAGACCUCUUCUAGUUUCCUGGACCCGGAAGAUCUCUCCAUCAGGGAACAGUUUCGUCGUUACGGCUUCUUCAUUGGUUCAAUCCACGUAGGAAGUCAGUCACUAAAAGCUUGCAAGAUUGAGAAUGACGCAUUGGCAGAUAGUGGAGAGACAACCUUUGCUCUGUUUGCAUCUCUACUGGAUUCUGCUCUUCAAGAGUUAAUGCCUAUACAAGAUCUGAUUUUAAGUCUUGAAAGAUCAUGCCGGAAUGUAUCUGAAUCGAUUAGGUAUGGGUCCAACAUACAGUUGAGGGUUGUGGAGGACAAGUUGAUGAGGCAGAAGGCUCAGCUCCUGCUUGAUGAGUUUGCU